Messenger RNA from Arachis duranensis, 840 nucleotides. RefSeq lists its product as uncharacterized. The coding region runs from base 1 to 840 and encodes 279 amino acids. Lineage: Eukaryota; Viridiplantae; Streptophyta; Magnoliopsida; Fabales; Fabaceae. The transcript has a single exon. The record is from RefSeq and is a predicted model, not a curated record.
AUGGAAAGGGGCUUGAGACAAGGUGACCCUCUGUCUCUGUUUCUGUUUGUAUUGGUUGUGGAUGUUUUGCAUAGAAUGGUUGGUGAGGCUGUCAGGAAUGAACGUAUCUCUCCGUUGGUGGUUGGCCGAGACAGGGUGGAGUUAUCACACCUACAGUUUGCUGAUGAUAUAAUUUUGUUUUGCCCCCCUGAAGAUGAGACAAUGAAGAACUACAAGCGACUUCUGCGAUGGUUUGAAUUGAUAUCAGGACUCAAUAUCAAUUUUGAAAAGUCCAGCUUGAUUCCUAUUAAUUGUGAAGAGCAGUGGGUACGCAGUAUGUGUAGAAUGUGGGGUUGUAAGGAAGCUAACCUCCCUGUGAAGUACCUUGGGGUCCCCUUAGAAGCUAAUCCAAGGCUGGUUAAGACCUGGAAGCCUAUCAUCGAUAAAGUGGAGGAGAAACUAAGUCUUUGGAAAGCGAAGGUGCUAAGCAAAGCGGGCAAGUUGGUGCUCCUCAAAUCAGUCUUGAAUAGCCUUCCCGUAUAUUACUUGAACCUCUAUAAGAUGCCGAAGGCAGUUGCCCAGAAGUUGAUUUCCCUGCAGAGAAGAUUUCUAUGGAGCAAGGAGGAUGGGAGGCAUGGCAUGGCGUUGGUGAGAUGGGAGUUGGUGCAGGCCCCUAAAAAGUUAGGCGGGUUGGGUGUCGGAGAUGCUAUGCUCCGUAACACUGCCUUGUUGUUUAAGUGGUGGUGGUGCUUUGCCAAGGAGGAGUGCCCGCUUUGGAAGAAGAUAGUCUGCUCCUGUAAUAAUUUGAGGCCGAAUGAGUUACUAUCCACUCAAGUGCUGCCUACAAGAGGAGGCCCAUAG